AGUGUUCAUUGCUGCAUCCAUUUGCUGGUAAAUGUGCAACGGUUGUAGAAGUGAUGAUGCUACCUUAACAGCUCCUAGCAGAUGCAAGGGCAGCCUUGAAGUUUAAGUUACUUGAAGCUUUCGAUUGAUGUCAAUUUAAAGUGAGUUAGUAUACCUAGCAUUUUUAGUCUACAGCUUCGCUUUCAUUUUGAAAUAAUUUUAUUCAUUCGUUAAAUUUUGCACUAUAUACGUUUAGAAAAGAUGAUUGCACUGUAGAUUACUCAAACUUGAUUACCUGAUUGUUAUUAUUGUUAUACUUGUGUCUAAGUCAAUUUAUGUUUAGUUGGAAAAGACUAUUCAAGACCAAGGGCAGUCGCAAGAUUUGGAAAAUCAAAUACAACAUAUCAAUUGAAAAUUGUAUUCAUUUUUAAUGAAACAUUAAAUUAUAUGAUUUUUAAAAGAAAAUGUGUAUAUAUCUAAAAUGUCAUUAAGAUAUUUACAAAGCAACCUUACACCAUUAUAAAAAACUAUAUUUUAAUCAAGUUACGAUGGCCUGAGGCCAAAGUACAUUCAAUUUUGUAGAACAUAAACGAGCAAGAAAAUGUGUGCAUGAUAGAGGAGGGUGCUGAUAGGCUUGGCAAUGCUAGGCUCAGUUGUUCUAAUUAUUUUGAAGCAAAACUAUUUUCGUUCUUAAUAUUAUAUAAUACAUCUAUCUAUAUUCUUCAAAAUAUAUGAUUUCAUUGGCCAUUGGCACAGUCCUUAUUAUUCUCAGGCAAAUGACGGGCCUUCGUAUUACCUUACACAACACUUUUCUGAAAGUUACACUUACAUUUAAAUUAAUAAAAAUAAAUAUUGCGAUUUUUGGGUUUGACAUGUAUUUUAACAAAAGUUUCACUUAAAAAGACUUGAUCUCGUUCAAUUUGAAUUUCAUGCAAACAAAAGUAAUUUAUUUAUAGGACAAUAUACACGGAUACAUAAAAAAAAAAAAAUUAACAGUUGUGUGCAUUAUUAGAUAAAUAUGUAUAAACCAAAUUUAGCUUUCUUUGUAAGCAUGUUUAAGUUAUUUUUUUUCAAUAAUAUAUAUAUAUAUAUAUAUAUAUAUAUAUAUAUAUAUAUAUAUAUAUAUAUAACUAAAUAAAUAAAUAUAUAUUUAUUUUAUAUACAAGAAAAAAUAAAUAUAUAUAUAUAUACAAGAAUGUGGAAUGCUGACAUAAAGCAAAAGAACCGAGCAUAUUUAAAUAUGUAUGUAUUCUAAAAACGACAAUGAGAGUUAAUUAGCGGAAAUCGAAUAAACUAAAUGCGCAAAAAAUGUUUUAUAUCCAUUUUUAUUUCUUAAAGUUUAAAUAUUAUUAAUAUCUAUACUAAUAAAAGGCAAACCCCUGACCCACUCGCCACUAAUUCUCAAAUUUCUCGAGUAGAUUGCGGCCUGAAGUUUGGCAUUCUUUUCCUUACAGCUCACAUACAAAAGUUAGGCAGUAGUAAUUUUUGCAAAACUUCCUAUAGUAACCUGCCAUUCCCAAAAAUUUCAUUAACUGUUUUCUAGUAGUUGGUGCUGGAAGUGAUACAAUAGCAUUUAUCUUAGCUUAAACAGGCUUUACAUGACCUUGACCCAAUUUGUGACCUAAAUAUUCCACAGUUGCAUGACAAAAUUCACAUGUAUUUAAAUUUACUGUUACAUUUGCCUGCAAACAAUUUUUAAACAGAGAUCUUAAUUGGUUUACAUGAGUUGAAAAAUCUUGAGUGUAAAUAAUUACAUCAUCAAUAUAGGCGCUGCAAUUUUCAUGGUCAGCAAUAAUUUUAUUCACUAGACGUUGGAAUGUAGCUGGGGCUUUUUUAUUCCGAACGGCAUUAAUUUAUAUUGGUAUAAACCAUCUGUAGUACAAAAAGCAGAGAUUUCUUUUGCUCUGUCAGAUAGAGGAACCUGCCAAUAACCUAAUAGUAGGUCUAUCUUUGUCACAUAUUUGGCAUCACUUAUUCGAUCUAUAAGAUCGUCUAUCCAUGGAAUCGGAAAGGAAUCAGUCUUUGUAAAUGUAUUCACUUUCCUGAAGUCAGUACAAAACAUGUAACUUUUGCCAGGUUUUGGGACUAAAAUACAUAGUGAACUCCAGUUACUAGAGCUUGGUUCAAUUAUAUCAUUUUCAAGCAUGUAUUUUAUUUCAGACCGGAUUAUUUCAAUUGACCAUAUAGGGGUGUUGCUUGACCAGAAUUGCCUUACCAAUGUCAACAUCAUGUACAACAAUGUUGGUUUUAUAAGGCACAUCGCGGAAGAGUAAAAGAAAAUCAGCAAUAACAGACUUAACAUCAUCCUUCUCUGACAAUGACACAUGUCCUAAUUUCUUAUCUAUGUUGGCCAAUAGUUCUGAAUUUUUAUGAUUGUAAUUACCAACUUUUUCUGGGACACUAUCAAAGGUUUCUGUAACAUUUUCUUUAGGUAGUAAUGUUGCAGUUGAAAUUUGUGUUAACGAUAGUUUUUGAGGAUGGACAAGGAUCAUCACAUUUGCUAUCAACAUACUCUUUUAACAUAUUAAUGUGACAUAACUGUUUCUUUCUUAUACGAUCUGGUGUUAACAAAAUUUAAUUUAUAUCAUUAAUUUUGGACUCAACUAUAUAAGGACCAAAAUAUCUAGCUUGUAGUGCUUGCCCUGGUAUCGGCAAAAGCACAAGCACUUUGUCCCCUGAAGCAAACUGUCUGAAUUUUGACUUUUUGUAAUACCAAACUUUCAUUUUAGAUUGUGAAACUUUUAAAUGUGUUUUAGCCAAAUUAACGGCCUUAAAAAGUUUAGUUUUAAAUUUCUGGAUAUAGUCAAGAAGUCUUUCCGUGGGUGCCGAUGACCUCCACGUGUCUUUUAAAAGUUUAAGGGGACCGCGAACCAUGUGGCCAAACACCAGUUCGAAGGGGCUGAAUCCAAGUGAUUCUUGAACUGCUUCUCUUGCGCGAACAGAAGCAUGUUGAUGCCUUCAUCCAAGUCUUUCUCUUUUCUAGGCAUUACGUUCUCAUUAUGUUCUUCAACGUCUGAUGGAAUCGGUCAGGUGCUCCCUGUGACUCAGGAUGAUAUGCACUCGACAAGCAGUGUUCUUUGCCCAACAGAUUCAUCACUUGUUUGAAUAGUCCAGCCUUGAAGGUGUUCCUUGAUCAGAUUGUACCGACUUUGGAAGACCAAACAAUGUAAAAAACUUUGUCAGGGUUUUGACGAUGUUUUGAGUCUUGAUAUUGCGAAGAGGAAUAGCUUCUGGGAACCUUGUUGACGUACACAUGAUUGUCAGCAAGUAUUGGUGACCUGAUUGUGUCUUUUGCAGAGGCCCAACGCAGUGUAUAAUAACGCGACUGAAAGGUUCAUCGAAUGCUGGAAUGGGUUGAAGAGGAGCUGCUGGGAUCUUCCUAUUUGGAUUUCCCAACCACCAUCAUAAGUUUGACCGUCGACGAUACAUUGGAUAACAAUCAUUGCCAGUGAUAGCCUUUGCAAUUAAAUCUCUUGGGUAUCGUUUUGUGCAUUUCUCAUCAGACAAGCAUGGUGAAUUUUUUUGAGUAAUCCACAUGGACCAUUAUGUUGGAAAUUGACAAAAUGCUGAAUGCUAAUUGCGCAUUGUUUUGCACACCACAUUAUUUAUUGUGUAGUGACGUCAUGUUUUUUUAUGCUGUCUUGUCGAGUGCUCCAUGUUGGUAGGACUGCAUGUUGUUCUCCUACAAUAAAACGUUGAACUAACCUUGAUGGUUGCCUCUGUUGUUUGAUUAUAUUCCUUUGUGAAGUACCUUAGCAACUUAAUAUUUUCAACACGUAAAUCAUGUUUUUGGUGACGAUUUCUAAUAAGUAUGAUCAGUGUUGGCAUCUGGUAUUUCUGCAAAAAAUUACUUUAUCAAUUUGAUCUGGUUUGACUUUUUCGAUCAACCAAAUUAAAAUGUGUGCAUGUGGCAAUCCUCUCUUUUGCCAUUCAACAGCAUGCAUCUACAAAAACAUGAUACUUGACAAAAAAAUCAUAUCAAAGAUUUCAAUUUUUGUUUGAACACACGCGCAGUAGUGAAGAUCUGAUGCUGAUUGUCCAGUUAACAAAAGUUAUUGUACCCCCCCCCACCACGUAGGGUGCACGUAAAUGUAAUAAAAAAAUCUGGGCGGCCAUAUGCGCGAACAUAAUUCAUUGCAUCUUGUGCGUAUUCAUGCAUGUGACGUGGACUUCUAGUAAAUGUCGCAGGUAGUAUAACCAUUUCCCCAAUUCAUUUGGAUUCACAUUGCAAUCAUUCACAAUUGCAUCACGUAAAUUAAUGUACUCUUCGGAACGUAGCUUGCUUUGAUUUAAUCGAAUGUACUUUAAAUUUGUGCAUGUAAUUCUCGCACACAAUAUUUGUUGUAACGAACGAUGUCAUUUGGAAACGUGAAUUGUACUUGCGUAUGUUUGCCAAGAAAUGUUUCGAUUGGCUUGUUUCACCUGAUACCAACGUUAAUAAUGCUUCCGGUGGUGAAUGUAAUUCUGGCCAUUUCACUUUCCCAAACGCGAAGCAAAUUCGCAGUGUUUCAUUCUUAAAUUUGAGGGCACUGCAAUACACGCAUAAUUGAUCCACUUUUCCAAUAACCACACUUGGAUGAAGACUGUAUUCAUAAUUAGCAUCAUAAUGGAAUGCACUAAGAUUUAAUUCAGCGUGCAGUGUUCGUCUGGAUCGAGCAGAGCGUACUCUAUGGGAAUCCAGUCUUGUUUCUCGUUGCUCGACUGUUUCAGACGAACGUGUUUGAGCAUUACGUACUCGAGUGGUUUCUUGUUUUGCUUUCUUUUGCUCGACUGUUUGAGAUGAAUGGGUUUGAGCAGUGCGUACUCGAGUAGUUUCCAAUCUAUUUUCUCGUUGCUUGAAUGUUUCCGAAGCGCUUGAUGAUUUUUUUCUGUCGUGCUUGACGUGUAGAAAAACCAAUAGCUUUUCGUUUGAGUGACACAAUUGAUUUGAUAGCGAAUUUAUUGCUUUAUGGCGAAUAUUAGAAAUGCAUGUGAUAUCUGUUCUUAGCAAUGAUAUUUCACAAUUAACACAACUUGUUAGGUUACACACAAAAUGAAAUAUCGUUGUUUGUAUUUGAUUCAAUUAAUUUACAAUAUAUCUAACUUUAAUAAUUUUCACACGUUAGGCUCUUACAUCUCAAUGCACGGAAACCUCGCACAAAAGGCACGUUCAUUGUUGACAGGAGAGUUCCAGUUGUAUAGCUUCACAUUCAAUUAUAAAUCAUAAAUUCCAGCGUUAAAUCACGAUAUUAGCAUAGUUCAAUACAUACGUUGUCAAGUGUGUUAUCAUCGAUUUAUGUAAAAUGUCUUUACAUAACACAAAACAACUCCGAAAUUAUAAGACUCUAUUCAAUAAAUACUUUUAAUUUUUAAAAAAAAAAACCUGUGUUCAACGUCAUAGCCGAUUAUAAAAUGCGUUGAGGUGUAGAAAAACCAAUAGCGUUUCGUUUGUGUGGCAUAAUUGAUUUGACAGCGAAAUUAUUGCUUUGUGGCGAAUAUUACAAAUGCAUGUGAUAUAUGUUCUUAGCAAUGGUAUUUCACAAUUAAUACAACUUGUUAGGUCACACACAAAAUGAGAUGUCGCUGUUUGUAUUUGAUUCAAUUAAUUUACAAUAUUGCUAACUUUAAUAAUUUUCACACGUUAGGCUUUUCCAUCUCAAUUCACGAAAACAACACACAAUAAAUAAGUUCAUUGUUGGCAGGAGAGUUUCAUGUGUAUAGCUUCCCAUUGAAUUACAUAAAUAAUAAAUUCUAGCGUUAAAAUCACGAUAUUACCAUAGUGCAUUACCUACGUUGUCAAGUGUGUUAUUUAAUUACUUAAGAAACCAUCGAUUCGUGUAAAAUGUCUUUACAUAACAUAAAACAACUCCGAAAUUAUAAGACUCUAUUCAAGAAAUAAUUUUAAUUUAAAAAAUAACAACAGUGUGUGUUCAACGUCAUAUCCGAUUCUAAAAUGCGUCACAAAAUUCAAGCUGAUUCAUAAAAUUAACAAAAAUACUCUCUACACUAAAAAUGAAAAACGUGUUUUCUCUGCUUUACUACAAAUGUGUAAUUUGUUCAAGGGUGGUAGUGUUGAUAGCUCCGUUUUAAAUUAUAUUGAUGAAGCUCAUUUAAGAAAACGAAAAAGAAAAUUGUAAAAUGAUGUACUAAGUUAAAAAAAUUUGCGAGUGGAUUCAGUUCCAUCAACAAAUGCAAUAGCUCUGUUUGAAAUUAUAGUUAUAAAACUCUUAGAAGAGAAAACGUUCUGGAACCAGCUCCCCUUCCAUAUCCGUCAUUGUGAAACCUCGUCCAUUUUUAAAAAGUCCCUUAAAACUCGUCUGUUUAGGUCCGACUAUGACCUGUGAUGCACCCUCCUCGCCCUGCCUCAUUUUCUAUUCCUGUAGUAUAGGCCAAAACGUGCCAAAGUGUCCUCUUUUUAUAGCCAUUUUAAUUGUUUCUAUAGUAUAGUAGUCAUUUUUAUUUUACUUAGUUUACAUGUUUUUAAUAAUUGUAAAGCGCUUAGAGCUUUAAGGUAAGCGCUAUAUAAAAAAUUCCUAAAUAAAUAAAUAAAUUAUGGUCACUGGCCCAAACGGAAUAUUGUAAAAGGAUUUUCUAAUUUAGAAACUUUUGCGAUAGUGCGCAUUUCAAUUGAUUACGUUUUAUCACAAUCGGAUGAAUGGUUUAGAAAUGCAUACGAUAAUUAUACAGAUUAUAAAAGAGUGGAAAACGAAUUUUGGGCCCCCUGUCACAAACGGAAUAUAGUAGAAUUUUUGUAUUACUUCAGAAACCUACUUACUAUGCCACACACACAAUUUAAUGUUCUUAUUUGUAAUUAAUUAAAAAGCUAUCCAUCCGUUUAUUAGCUCAGUUUUAUCGCAAUCGCUUGAAUGGUGUAGGAUCGCAUACAUUUUCAAAUUAUAUGGAUAUAGCUCAUGUUAGAAAAAACGAACAUAGGUCUCAAACUUAAAUUUUUUUUAAACGGUUGUAAUAAUGUAAGAACAUUUGAGGGCGAUUGCACAUCUCACUAAAGUUUUAUCUCAUUCUGAAAAAUGGUAUAGGAGCGUUUAUGGAAAUUAUUUUUUACAAAGCUCAUAUAAGAAAAAAUAUUAAUUUGGGUUCAACGGCUGAAAACGGAAUAUUUUAAAAGUGUUGUAAUGAAUGAGUAAAAUGCGCAGUCUUAUUGAUAACAAGUCACCUAAGUUUUGUCGCAAUCGCAUUAAUGGUGUAGGAGCGUAUGCGGUUUGAAAAUGUAUGUAUAUGUUUUAUAUAAAAAAUGAACAUGGGCCUCUGGCUCAAAACAUAAUAUUUUUAAACUAUUCUAAUAAUUCCAAAACCUUGCGGUUGAGUUGGCAAAUCUUACCAAUUUUAAAAUAAUGGGAUAAAUGGCGUAGGAGCGCAUGCGAAAAUUAUUUUUACAAAGCUAAUAUGAGAAAAAGUACGAAUUAAGGGCCAACGGCCGAGAACGGAAUAUUUUUAAAGUGUUUAAAUAACAAAGUCAAAUGCUAAGCCUUAUAAAAAACAACUCCCAAGAGUUUGUUUUGCAAUCGCAUGAUUGGUGUAGGAGCAUAUACGGUUUGACAAUAUAUUUAUAUAUGUCAUUUAAAAAAAUGCAACAUAGAGCCCCUUGCUCAAAACUGAAUACUUUAAAACGGUUGCAAUAAUUUAUAAACAUUUAAGGGCAUGCUCUCAACAUCUCACAAAAGUUUUAUCAGAAUCUGAUAAAUGGCGUAGGAGCGCAUGUGGAAAAUAUUUUUUUACAAAGUUCAUAGAAGAAAAAAAAAACGAAUUAAGGGCAAACGGAACACUUUACAAGGUUUUUAAUGACUCAGUUAAAUGGUAAUUUAUUUGGACAACAAUUGACCAAAGUUUUGUCGCAAUCGCAUGAAUGGUGUAGGAGCAUAUACGAGACAUACAAAUAUACACACAUACACACAUUCAUUUAUAUAUAUAAUAGAUAUAUACAUUCUUAUAUAUAUAUGAGAGAAAAAUAAACUACGGGACCAUAUAGAAAUGAAUAGAACUAACUAACAUUUUAAUAUUCCCUUAAAUCCCGCUAUAUAUUCCAUCGGAAAAAAUCAGUAAAUUUAGAAUUUCUGGAACAUUCUAGAUUAAAUUCAAUAAUAUCCACGAAACCGAAUCCGUAGAUUUGAUUGAAAGAAAUUUCUUCGGCAGUAAAUUAAUCGACGGUAAUUUGAUCGAACGGAAAUUUUGUCGAAUCUAUUUUUCAGUUUUUACGUUAAAAUGUUUCUUCGAAUUUCUUUUUGAACGCAUUUUUUUCUUUUACUAUAGAGCAGGGGUCUCCAAACUUUUCAGCCUGAGGGUCGCAUGAACUAUUAAACUGCAUUUUGGGGGCCGACUACAUACUUGAGGUCCAAAUAAAAAAAAAAAAUCAAAACAGGGAUGUUGUUUAUAAUUGUUUAUGUUCUAUUAUUUCAUUCAGUUAUUAUUUAAUAAAACAUUUAUACACGAAUCAUAAACACCUGUAUCAGUUGGAAUGGUUAAAAUUGUUUCCUGGAUGCAAAAUAGCAGUACUGAGCAGACAUUUCUGGAUUUAGAUUUGCUGUCCCUAACAUCAACAUUGACCUGAGAUUAUCAUCGGACGAAUUCGUUCUCAAAUUGUUCUCCACGUAUUUCGUUCUUGAAAAUGAUUGUUUACACAUGUAUGUUGUUCCAAAGAUUGAAAGGUACAUUAAUGCAAAAGGUUUGAAAUUUGGAAAAUCUUCCGUGGGCAAAAGCUGGUAACAACCCAACAGUCCUCCUUUGAACUUGUCGCAAAGGAGGUCAUUUGCUUGUAACUCAAUAAAGUGCAGGUGCAGUUCAUCUGGGCGACUGGCCACAUCUGCUUCAAAUGGGUUUUGAAAAAGUCUCACUUUUUCUGCCUUUAAAUCCAAGUCAGAAAACCACUGCUGACACUGCAGCUGGGGGUCUUUGAUGAUGAUCUCGCAUGCAAAUGACUUAGGGAACUCCACUGUUGCUUUAGCCAUGAAGACCGUCCACGGCUGAACGUGCGUCAAGUUGUUGGACUUUUCCUCUCCUUUCAGUUUUAGGUUCAGAAAAUUUAAAUUACUAGUUAUGUCUGCAGCAAAGGCCAUUUUCCAUACCCUUUCUUCAUUAGCCACUAACGCCUGUGACUUGACUUUACUUUCCAGGAAGUCAUCUCAAAACUUAGUCAUCAUAUUGCUGUGUACAUUUACUAUGUUGUGUCUGUAUCUUUCAACAGGUCUCGGAAAUUAUUGUAUGGUUGAGCCCAUGUGACCUUAUUGAAUUAACCCUCUUCACCACAGGUUUAAAUACGCUGCUAUAGUCCACAUAGUUAUCACACAAAGCUUUCUGUUGAAAAACGCAGUGAAGAACAUUGGUUGCAGAAUUUUGUUUUUCAUUACACAUCUGCUUCACUUGUCCAACCAAGCCUUUCUUUAUGCCACUCAUGUUAUUUUCCGUCAACAGUCAGGCAACUGAGGUUAGUCCAGUCCAAGUUAUAAUCAGCAAAUAUUUUGUUAAACUCAUCGGUAACAGUUCUGUACAUGCUAUUUGGGACGUCAGUUCUUGUGUUAUGUUCAUGUAUUCAUCCACACCCCCUCAACGAACACAAGCAGUUGAAAGGUGGAACAGAUGUCCAGCAAUUCAUCCAUUGUAAUUAAAAUUUGCAAAAUGUGUUUGCAUUUUUCACUAUUUGAGCCACGAUCUUUUCACCUGUUUCUGCAACACGGCGGGAUAAGCUCCACCACUGGAUAUUAUAUAUUCUCAUCUCAUUGACUGUAAACGGAAGUAGAAAAACUAAGCAGCUAAUAAGUUUUUGCCAAGUAAUGAUCGGUUAGAUCGCUACGCUGAGCGCCUCUAUUUUAAUUAGUUACAACCAUAACGUCCACGUAAGUGGCGUCUGAUCUUGGAAGGAUUCACUUACAUUUCCGUAUUUUUUUUCCGUAGACAAGAAGGUCUCCGCAGGCCGCAUGGGAGGGCCUCGCAGGCAGCAUGUGGCCCGCGGGCCGUAGUUUUGAGACCCCUGCUAUAGAGUAUAGUAAAAAUUACUUUUCUUAUUAUGUUUUUAAAUACGAUAAAAAUAUUUAACAUGUGUCAUAAUUAUAAUCCUUUUUCUUUUAAGUUAAUCAAGGGGCCCCUCGGGCCCAUUCCAUAACUGUACCGAUUUAGUUAUGCCUGAGAUAGGGGCCCUACAAAAAUGAGACGCAUAAAAAUAGAGUUAAAUUUAAAAUAAGUCUUAUUAAAAUCUACUUAAAAAUGGCAUAAAAAUUUUUUUUUUAAAUUAUCGAACUUUCUGGAAAAUUCUAGUAUGGAUAUUAUUAGUUUUAAUUCUACGAACAUUUCUAUUGAGACAAUGAAGAGUAUUGCUUAAACGCUAGGCCUUUAUCCAUCAAUUCACAUAGAAAAUAUAGUGGUGUCUAUGCCUAUUGAUAUUUAUAAGGCUCAUAUAAGAAAAAAUUGAACGGGACCCCGGCCCUAUAUGAAUGGAUAGAAUGAGUUUAAUAUAUUUCGGUACAUGAAGAUGGAUAAUGAAGUGUAUUUAUAAUAAGUUUGGUCAAGAUCAAUUUAUUCAUGUCGGAGAAUUUGUUGUUAAUUUUAUUUAUAUAGCUCAUAUAAGAAGAAAAAAAAACGAAUUCGGGACCUCCUGCCCCAAACGAAAUGUUAUAAAAAGUUCAUAAGACCUUAAGAGUUCUUUCAAGAUAAUUAUGGAUAUAUUGCAAAGUUUGGUCAAAAUCCAUCAAUCCAUGUAAAAGCCUUUGUAGAGCAAGCAUACCCACAAACAAACAAACCCACAUUUCACUUUUAUAUAUAAUAUAUAUAUAUAUAAUAUAUAUAAAUAUGGUAUGAUACAUGUGUAUAUAUCAGCUAUUAUAUUUAAAUAAAAACUUAAAACAAUUCUUUUCUUUUUUUGUUUUUUCUUAUUUAAAAUAAUAAUACUUUCAUUGUAAUGAAAAUAUAUAUUUACAUAUCGAAGAUUGAAUGUUUUAAUAGAUUGGCGAUGCUGUUGACAAUGUGGUUUUCAAUCAGUCUUAUUUGACAAAAUAUUUGGGUGUAGAGGAGAGAACUGAGAUUUUUUUUCCACAAGCAGAUAAGAGAUUACCACACAGAUUGAGUGUGUGCAUUUUUUAUAAGUACAACAAUAUAUCAAAGAUCAGAUAGAUUACACACCGGAAAUGGGUAUUAACAUAUAAAAAAAACCCAGUGAAAUAAUGUGUUUAACAUUCCACAGCAAUUAUAGUUCAAUGGAAGGAAAGAGAGUCUUUGCUUUAUUAUGUAAAUAACAAUAUCGUUAAAUCCGAUGAUAUUACAAUACAUUUUGGAAAAUGAAGUUUGAGAUUUUCUUUCAAAAUGAAUAAAUACGUGUUAGAGGUGUUACGAUUAUGUCGGAAGAUGCAGUUCAGGGGCUCUGAGACAUAAGUGGACAAACUGUCUCAAAGCGCUCAUGACGACUUAUGUACCCACUAGACAAAUCCUUUCAUCCGAUAGUGGCAAAAUCUCGGUACCAAGUGUUUGCUCUUGAGACUUACGUAAGGCGCACUUUCGCAUUUGCUGGCCGAACAUUUUGGAACACACUUCCCAUCACACUCAAAAACAGCCAGACAAUGGAGUCUUUCAAAACGGAAUUGAAAACACAUCAAUUUCGCAAACACAUGAUGGGGUGAUGUUAUCUACCAUCUUUUCCAGCUAGCUGUUAUCUCCAAGUUGUAAAUUGGCCUGUGAUUUUUUUUUUAAUUGCAAGAGAUGAAAGACUUAGAAAGUGUGCUCUCGUGUUUAGUUUUUGUAAUUUUGCGUUUUUUAUUUCAAUGUGGUAUGAUGUUUUUAUUUAUUUCUCUAUUAAUAUAUUUGACUUUGUACCACACUUCGAGUAUUUGGUAUGAAGCUUUUUUUAAAAAUAAACUUUAUUAUUAUAAUUGUAUUAGAUCACUUUUAUCCAAACCUCAACAUUCUUUUAAGUUGGAAAGGCAAACAAAUUGUCCGAACACCAUGUUAGUAAUAAAUUAUUUUUAUAAAAGUAUAUGAACAGUGAGAUCUAGGUGACGCCAUCUUUGCAGGAUAGUCUUGCCCGUUAUUAGAAAAUAUUUUGCUGGAAUAUUUGAAGUUUUCGAGGUGAGCAGUUGAAAAGAAUUGAAACAUAGGAAAUCUUAAAAUCAGUUCUACGGUUUUUUUACGAUCGCGUAUUGUUGUCUCUAACAAGUUUCAAUGCAGAAAAAAAGUACACAAUCACAUAUUUUUAAAUGUAUUUAAAAAAUCCACAUUAAGUAUUUGUGAAUAAGAGCAGAAUGUUCAAAGGGAUACGUUUGAAAUGUAUAUUUUUCAGCAAUCUCUAAACAUUUUUUGUUUUGUUUUGUUUUUUUAGGCUUAGUUAAUGUCAAUGAUUUUUGCUUUUGUUUUUUUACAUUUUUAGUAAGGAGUAAAAAAAAUGCAGAGAGCAGUUCAAGCAAGUGAUAGGAAGGAGCAGGGUAUACAUUGAAAGACAUUUCUAUUGUGAGCAAUUGUAUAAUAUGAUUUGUAUGUCAUUCUUUUUAUACAUAAAUGUUAAAAAAUAAUAUGUUUAGUCUUGAAAAAAAAAAGACACACAUUGCAGGGAAACUUGGCAAAACGCGUUUAUAGGCAAACAAUAACAAGUGAAAUGUUUAAACUUGAAAAAACAGUAUUCUUAAAUUUCAGUAACUAUUAGUUAUCAUCUGUUAGUCUACGGUCUAUUAAAAAUACCACACUGUGUAAUGGUGUCAACUGAUUAAUAAAAAAAAACAAUUUGAAAAAUUAUUUUUUUCAGCGAGCCUUUCCAAAUUUCUCUUUUUUCUCUAGUCGAGUCUCUUUGGGUAUUUCUGGCAACAUUGUCUAUGGUACACUGCAACAUCGUCACCAUAUGUUCUAAGAACAUGUCACACUGAAUAAUAGAAUACAAACAUCCCCUGAAAUAUAAGUUUUUUCCACUUUAUUCUGCGCAAUUUUUUUUUACAGAUCCACCUGGGUGCAAUCUAUGCUCAACAUAAAUCACUAGUCCAAAAUGAUUAUCCGUAUCUAAUUAACUUUCUCAUAAACGCCUUCGUGAAUUCUUAUGCUUCCAACGUAUAGUAUUCUCAGAAGACUUGCAUCGUCUCUCUAAGUAGUGCUAGCAAGAUUUUUUUACAGGCUGAUUUUCGAAGUAGCUCCAGCGCCGAGUUCACUACAUGGUUGUGAAGCAGGGUUUUUUGGUCCAGCUUGAUUAAAAAAAAUACAUGGGUGAUUUAUCCCUUUUAGCGUUUGCCUGCAGAUGUGAAGAUCGAUUUCUUCUUUGAGAGCAUUCCUUACGUUGGUAAACAUUUAAUUGACCGUUUUCUCCGCUUUUAUCACUAAUCUUCCUUUUGGAAAGUAGUCUUGUAUUUUAGUGACAUCUACUUGCAGUCGGCUCUGCAAUAGCUGUAUGGCUUUGCAAGAGUUUGCUUUGUCAGUUGAUAGGGAAUCCAAAUCAGAAGAUACAAACAGCUCCUCUUCAAAACAUUCCAGCGUUUGAAGAACCUUUCAAUCACGUGAAUUUAGACUGCGUUGAACCUCUGCCAAUAACAAAAUCAGGUCACCACUACUUGGUGACCAUCAUGUGUGCGUCAACAAGGUUCCCAGAGGCUAUUCCUUUUCGCAAUAACAAUACUCCAAAUAUCGUCUAAGCCUUGUCAAAUUUUUACAUUGUUUGGUCAUCCAAGUCUGUACAGUCUGACUAAGGAACCAAUUUCAAGCCUGGACUAUUCAAACAAAUAAUGAACGAAUACAGGCGUUCCUGCUUAAAAGAAAUUGAUAGCGAGUUUCUCUAUCAUAUAUUGAGCCAAGUAUAAAACACAUAUUUUAAGCAAAACAAGCAGAAACGUCUGAUUAGAUAUUGUUAUGUUUAACGUAUUUAAUUUGUGAAUGCAAUUUUGUGUAUACAUUGUUCAUUUGACAGUCAAGCUUAAAUAAUAGAAAGUACUAUUUUGUCCUAAAUUACUAGAUACAAUAACUAAAUGCUUUAAGUCUUUAAAAAACAUAAAAAUAAUAUUAAGGAAAAUAUUCAAAAUGUUGGCACAUCUAAAAAAUCACUUCUGCUUUAUUUCACGUUUCAGUUUUAAUGCGUCGCGGUAAAUUGUGAAAUGGACAUUUGUGACACGGAAAUCUAGGAAAUGUCAAUUUGUGCCAAUAAAAUCUGUGAAAUGGCUGUUCGCCACGGAAUUAUGUGAAAUGUUUUUUUGUGCCACGGAAAUCUGUUAAAAGGCUAUUUUUACCAUGGAAAUAUGUGAAAUGGCUAUUUGUGACAUGGAAAUCUGUGAAAUGGCUAUUUGUGCCACGGAAAUCUGUGAAAAAGCUAUUUGUGCCAUGGAAAUCUGUGAAAAGGCUAUUUGUAGCUCGGAAAUCUGUGAAAUGGCUAUUUUUUUCUCGAAAAUCUGGGAAAUGGCCAUUUGUACCAUCGACAUCUAGGAAAUUACUAUUCUGUCAUGGAAAUAAGAGAAAUGCUAUUUGUGUCUCGGAAUUAUGUGAAAUGGCUAUUUGUGCUACGGAAAUAUGUGAAAUGCUAGUUGUGCCACGGAAAUCUGUGAAAUGUCUAUUUGUGCCACAGAAAUAUUGGAUAUGCUUUUUGUGCCAUGGACAUCUGUGAAAUGGCUAUUUGUACCACAGAUAUAUGUGAAAUGGCUAUUUGUGUCACAGAAACCUGUGAAAUUGCUAGAUUGUGCGUUGAUUCAUAAACAAAUAGCGAUAGAGUUGUCUACGGCAUGGAUGGUUUGUAGAUUAACAACAUAAACUAAUUAUAUAAUUGGCCAGCAAAGGCCAAACAAUACGGGUCAAACAAGACGCAGGCUAUUUAUAGAUAGGCCAGUGUUCGGUUCAAUUAUGAGUUCAAUAGCGGGCAAAAUAUAGUUCGCGAUAACUAAGCUUUAUACGAUAUAUAUAUAUAAAUAUUUAUAUAUAUAUUUAAUAAUGCAAUUGCGUUUGGGGCGUAGUAUUUUAUUUUCGUAAAUGAAAUCGUCUCAAUUUAAGUAUUGUGUAAAAAAAAUAUUCGGUUUAAAAGUGGUUGGGACAUGCGAAUAUUAUAAUAGUUGAUGGGUGUGAAAUAAAAAGUGUGCAGUGAGGUAUCAUUGGGGAAGGGGUGUAGCAAAUAUUGAGAUUCUUUUAAAUGUGCAUUACUUGAGUCCAUGUUUUGUUAAGUAACUUUACUAGAUGGGAAGAUAUUGUUAUUAAAUGUUUGAUAUUUUGUGACGUAUUAUUAUUGUUUAGUGUGGUCUUGUGAGUAAUUGCAGUUCAAGGUGUAGGGGAGUUGUGUAAAAAAGAAAUUAUUUUUUUUUUAAAUAUUGUUUUUGAAUUGAACAUUUGACACACACCGCUUACAUGUAUACUCUAGCGGAAACUAAUAACAUGCUGCAAACACAUGGCCUGAGCCUCCAAAAAUUACAACUACCCGUCUUUGACAUUCUUCCAUUGUUUCUUUCAUCGACCACCUUCGACGCUUAUGCUGAACAGUCCCUCUCUACGAAACACUGCAACAAACUCAACAAAGAACAAAGACACGAUGUUGACACUGUUUUAUACAAUGCAUACAGCCAUGCCCAUCCGCGACAAACAUGCUUCUCCUUAGAUGGUCCUGUAGGAACAGGCAAAACGUUCAUCUACAAAACACUAAUUCAUACCAUCAGAGGUAGGGGAGGCAUUCCUACAACCUUAGCGUCGACAGGAAUAGCUGCAACAUUUUUACAACGUCGACGUACUGUACAUCCGUUUUUAAAAUACCCUUGAAGCUGGCCAUGAUUUCCACCAACAACAUCAAACCUAGCUCACUCCACACUCAACAUCUUCUCAAAUCUAAAGUGAUAAUAUGGGACGAAGCCCCAAUGACACAUGCAUACGCAUUCCAGGCAUUUGACAGGUUAUUACGUAACCUCUAGGGUGACACGCAGCCAUUUGGAGGCAAAACAAUUCUAUUGGGUGGGCAUUUCCGACAAAUCCUCCCCAUCAUUAUGCGUGGCUCCCGAGCUUUUACUGUGGCCAUUUGCAUUAACAAACAUCAUUUUUGGCGUAACAUGCAACACAUAUGAGAGCUCUUCCUCACGAACAAGAUUUCGCCAAACGGCUCCUUGAUGUAGGAGACGGAAAAAAUGGAACAUUUGUUAAAUUACUUUGAUAUUGUUUUCGUGUUAAUUUUAAUCCCGUUUAACAGCUAUUUGGCGGCAUCGACUUCUCAACUGUCACUCCGGAACAACUCAGUACGCGAGCUAUAUUAAGCGUCAACAACGAAGACGCCUUAUAUCUUAAAAAAGGAGUCUUGAAACGUAUCCCAGCUGACAAAGUAACUUUCACCAGUGUUGACUACAUCGUCACGGACGAUCCCGCAAAUCAACUGUCAUUCCCCGAAAAAUUUCUUAACAGUCUUACUCCCACUGGCAUGCCUCUGCAUAAACUCAAAUUAAAAUUGGUUCAGUUGUCUUGCUUCUCAGAAACCUCAUGCCAGCAAGAGUUCUCUGUAAUGGCACUAGACUGACUGUUACCAACAUUCAACGUAAUGUGCUAGAGUGUCGAACUAUUGCAGCUGCUACCGCAAAAACUGUCCUUAUUUCUUAGAUUAUCCUUUGCAAUGACAAUUAAUAAGACACAGGGACAAAGUUUCAAAAAGAUAUGCCUCUAGCUAUCAAACCGGUCUUCAGUCUCCGACAGUUGUAUGUAGCCCUCUUCAGAGUUCCAUCUUUUCACGCAAUCAUCGUUGUAUCCUCAAACCCCACCCGUUUGGACAACUGUGUCUUUCGCAAACUCUUCACUCAUCUUUGAGCAAUUCUGCGACGUAUGCUACGUCACGGGUCGACUAGUAGUAAUGAUUUCGUGCAUACAUACCAGAGGCAAGCCGUUUACACUUGCCCCCAUGUCGCACAAUAAGAUUCACUACUAUUAAUGAGCAAACAUUUUUUGAAACCUAAGUUUAAAUGGGCUCACUUUCACCAUUAUAUACAUAGCUUUAUUUUUUAAUUUCAUUUUGCUAUUACAAAUAUAAAUAUUAUAAGUUUUACAUAAAAUUACGGCCUGAUUCAAGCGAUUUAAAUCACAACGUUUCCCUUUAUAAAUGAAUGGUCUAGAAAUUAUGGGGAAAAGGAGUGUUUUGACAAGGGUAACACUUUUUGUAUAUACAUUAUAUUAAGGGUUUUUUUUUUCGAAAAGUGGAACUAGAUUGGGCUGAUACACAUCAAAGAAAUGUGGCAUGUUCCUUCCGGCCUGUUCACAUGUGUACAUUGUUUUGUACUGUGCAACCAUCACACUUAAAAUGAAUAGGUACGGAGUGUACUGUAUCCACUAGCAAACACAUAUCUGACUAAAAUCUCAAUUUAGAAAGAUAAGCAAUAAGUGGUCUUCUUUGCUCAAAGCUAUCAGUUGCUUCUGGGAUAGGUAUUUUUAAGUAAUAGUAUAUCAUCGAGUUCCAAACUGGUAUAUAGUAUUUACUUUAUUCUCACAUCAUCAAUUUAUUUUCAGGCUCACCACACUCUUACAGAAUAAUUAUUGGGUUCACACUGUUUGGACGUUGAAAGUAAAAACGUGAGUAUUUGUAUAUAAUGAUUAUCAAAUGCAUUGUUACUUUUUAGGGACCACAGAUAUUAUUAACCCCAGUUUUUUAAAAAAAUCGUAGUUAUUAAGAAUGCGUUUUAAAACGCCAUCUUCAAAAAUUAAAGAUGUCUCACACUAUUUGUGUAUUAUUAUUCAGGAAUUGGACAACAUAAUGGUAUAUGAAUGAAACAUACAGCACACAAACAGUGAAGAGAUAUCUAUAAAUACUUUUUAACUUAAAAAUUAAAUAAACCAUUUAAACAGUUUUUCAUAAAAAUUCUUUAUAAAAUGUAAUAUUAAGUACUGGGGAGGGGUGGGCUCAAAAUGCGACAAAACAUGUAUACAAGAAACGCACUUUAUGGAAAUCUCAAUUAGUGCUGCCAAACGCAACCCGUUAGGCUCGCAAAUGCACAUUUUUUUUCACGCCCCUGAGCUAUAUUAAUAUUCUGAUUCGCACCCACUUUUACACAGCAAAUUUAUUUCAUCCACACCUUUAGAAAAGAAAAUAACAAUAGAACCUGUUACAAACCUAACAUACUUGUGAUACUUUUUUUUAAAGAAUCUUAUUUCGCACAGUUUUAUGUAAUUUCAUUUUAUCUUGCACUGGAAAAACAGAUUUUUUUAGGAUUGAAUUAUGAACUCAAAAUUUAAUACAAUGUUUUGUGGUUGGAAAAAAGUAUAAGUGCCAAGAGUCAGCACGAUAAGUUGAGGGAAAGAGUGUCAAUUAGACGUCGGAAGAUUUCACCCCACACUCUUCUACUAGCCAGACACAAACACAAAUUAAAUUAUUAUAAAUGGUUUAAACAUAUGUGUAUACGUUAGGUAGGGAGUUUUAGCUCACACUAGAUGCGCCAAGGGGCUGCACAUAACAAGAUAAUAAAAAAGAAGGGAAAAAGAUAAAGAAAAGAAAAGUUCAAUUUCUUAAUGAAUUAUUAAGAUUAAGCCAGAGUCCCUUAACUACAUAGACAAAAAAAAAAACCUCAAAGGAGGGACUUUUAAACAGGAAAACAUACCAAUGAAAUAGCAGAUUAAUUAUUUUACCUCGAUAAAAAAAUUAUAAGAGAUCUUUACUUUAGGAAAACGCUCUUAAAUUAAGAGAACUUAGUUAUAGUAAGAUAUAUCUCUCUAAAAAAAUUGUAUGCCGAAAAUGGAUUUCUUAUACCUUGCACUAGCUGAUUCGAUGCUUCCAGCUAUUGACUUCCAGUAGUGCAAAGGCCAUGCAAAAAGUAUUACGAUUGUAUCUAUUUUGUAUAGGUAUUCUUUUCAGAUCAUUCCACUUCAUGCAAUUUUUCUCACUCCAAUUUGUGGAGAUAAUUUCUUUUUGUGUUUUCGAGUGUUUUUUGUAUCACAUGAAAGGUUUUAUUUCAAUUUGGUUUCCUCAAUGUAAGGCUAAUUCCAGUCGAUUUAAUGUUCUUAAUAUCCAGGUUUACGUCCUGGUUCACUUCCUUAUAAUAUAUACCUUUUGUCUGUUUCUUUUUUUUCAUUUUAGUCAAUGUAUUUCACUUAAAAACAAGCAUCUGUCAAAAGUAUAAAAAUGUCCCAUUACUGAGUUUGAUUAUCCAUUAGUUCACAUUUUAGGUGAAAAACGGACUGACAAUAAAAAAAAAUUCAGCAAAUCAUUCUCAUUUUUUCAUUUCAUCAACAUAUCAUAUUUGAGUAUCAUUGCAAAAUUUAUCUUAUCUGUUGUGAUUCUAGAGUUUUCAAUAGUGCCACCGUCUUUAUUAAGGAAGCUCCUCAGACAACAUAUAAUUGCUUUCCUAUAAUAGAGUUUCUCACAUGCAUUUUGAAAGGCUAGUCUUGGCACUGUUUUAAUUAAACACUUACAAAUAUUUAUGAAUAUGCAAAUAUAUUUAAUUGCAAAAAUAAUUAUGUAUCCCAAAUGUGUUAAAAGGGAUCAACAACUCACUAAAAAAAUUAAUUUACUCUCAAACAAAAAACAAAACAAAAAAAAAAAAAAAUUUCUUCCUAAGGCAAUUUUUUUUCUAUUAUGCAGAAAAAAAUGUUUAAUUAUUUAACUUUUGUAGUAACUCAAGUAUUAUUAGUAUUUUUAAUAGCCUUCUCUUAAAAACUAGUACAGUUUUUUUGCGUUACAUUUUGAGUGAAAGUUGUUGCUGAUGAGGAUCAGCCAUUGUUGAAACCAGAUAUUUGUUAUAUAUCUAAAUGCUUUAAAAAAAAAUAAACAAAAUGAAAAAGUAGGAAAAUGCUUUAUAAGUAUGAUUAAUUACAAAGAUGCAGAUAUUUUAAAAGGAGAAUCCUGUUUAUAGUAUUUUUAUAAGAAUUCAGGCUAGUGUUAUUCAGUAAUACCUGAGAAAUGAUGACUUAAUUCGGUCCUAAUAAGGGCAAUUGAAGAAAAGGUUCACAACAAACUGCAAGUUAUAUUUUUAGUGACUAAAAUAAUAGUAAAAUAAAUAUAUUUUCAAAACCAGUUAUUUGAUAAAAAAGGUUUAAAAUUAAUUAAUAUUUUUUGUACACAUUUUAUCAAUGAAUAAUGAUUUUUAAUUAUUAUUUAAAGUCCCAAGAAAAUAAUUGUUUACAUCUUUUUACAGUAGUAAAAUAAAUGUUUUUUUUUGUUUUUUUAAAUCACAAAAUUUACCUGGGCAUAGUGCAGUGACAUAGCUAUGGUUGGUGUCACCCGGUGCAGUAAACACAUGAUGUCACCCCCUCCAUCACGCUGGACUACUUUUUGUUAAAAUAAAAAUAUGACAAGAACAAAAACAAAUAAUUUUAAGGUCAUGCCUUAAAUGUAUUUAAGAGAUUGAGUUACGUUAUUUGAGCAUUAAAAAGUGUUUAAUUUAAAAUUUUCCUUACCUGAUCUUGAAACCCGCAAAGCGUUCAGCCACUUGAUCAAAAUCAAUAUCAUUCACCAUAUCACUUUCAAGAGUAAAAUCAAAAAGCCUUGAAAGUCCCGUGGUGGAUAGUACAUAGUUCUUGAUAAGCCUUAGUUCUGUAAAUCUCAACAUAAAUAAAGCCACUGACAUUCAGUUCGUAAAAAACACUAAAGGAUUAGUGAGAGCAUUGGAAGGGAUUCUAGAAAGUACCAUUCAGCGAUAAAUGUCAAAACAUCAAAUACUAACCAGUUUAUUGUUUUUUGAACUUCAAUAUCAACUGUCUUUAGGUGUCUUCUAAAGCUUUGGUAUUUCUUUUUAAAAGUUCAUCUUCUGAUAACUUAUCAUAGAAAGGGUGACAUUUCGGAACGGACGCCAAUUACUCUUCUUCUUUUGCUGAUAGUCGACCCUUGGGUUGAACAGCCAGAAAAAUAGCGUCUAUCUUCUUGAUUUCUGAGGAUUAAUCUGGAGUUCAGAAUUAAAAAAAUCUCCCUACUGUUUUCUUCUCGCAGAGAGAGUCCAGCAUCUAUUAAUUUGUGUAUUGGUGAGAAAAUAUAAAUAUAAUUUGGAGGGGUAGCCUAAGGACUAGGCAUAAUGACUUAUGUAUAACUUAGUAGGAUAGUGCGCUGAGAAAGAAAUGUAUUUUUUUUUAAUUUAAAAUUUCUUCUUUUAAGGUUAGCAACUGUUUAUAGAAAAUAACCAUGUUCAGGGAAAUAGUUUAUAAGGGUAAAUGGAAACAAGUAUUUUUAGAAAGCAGGAAGAAAAUGUGUCUUGGUUUUCGCGUGGCAAGUGUUCAAUUACAAGGUCUACAGGUCUAAUACAAAUGAUGAAUGUUAGUAGGUUAAGAAACGAUUAAGAAGCUACAUUUAAAAGACUAGAUGGACAUUUGUAACAGUAAGAUAUCAAGAUAUUAAAGAGAGGUUAGAAUAAGGCAUAUAAUUGAAACAAUAAAAGUCCAUAACUAUUACAUGUUACACUAUACAUAUUGUUAAAUAUAUUUGCCGUUUCUAGUAAAUUCUGGAAGAGAAAGAUUUGUUGUCUCUCACACAUUUUUAAAAUCCAUACAGAUUAAUAGAAACUUUAUUUAAUCUAAGUCUGGUCUUUGAAAUGUAAGGGAUGAGACAACCAGCCCACGAGACAACAUACUCGGUUUCCCUUUAAAUAUCAGAGAUGAGCUUUGAAUUUGCGAAAUAUUAAUAAAUCAAGCUAAUAUUACAGUUACUUAAACAGGUCUAACAUAAAAAGCAUUAAACAAGGUAGCAUUUAUAAUAAUUGGAGUUUGGGCCAAUAAGAACCUUAUCAAGUAAUAACUACAAUUCAUUUGAGGAUACUGGUCAAUAAAAUGAAACAAUAAUGAGUUAAUGGAGUAGUUAAUUUUUAAACGUUAUUUUUUAAAGAUUUUUAAUUCGAUAGGUAUUGUUGUUUUUUUAUUAUUACACGGCUUGAACGUGAUCCUCUAUGUAUUAUCAUUUAUCUUGUAAAAAAAAAAAGUUCAAAUCUUAGCCCAGAAGAUACAUUUUCUAAGAAGUAUUUCAAAUUUUAAAUCGAGUAUGAUGGUUGUUAUUUGAUUUAGAUAACUGGUGAAGGCCUGAGACAGCAAAAAAUCAUGCAACACAUCUCUUAUUAUAGGGCCUAUUAUAAUAAUUAAAUAAAAAAAAUUGUAGGCUUAAAAGGGGAAAAUAGUUUGAAUGUCCAAACUUUUGUCCCAAAAGUUGCCAUUUAUUUUGGCACCAUAUUAAUCAUUUAUUCAUGAUUAACUUGAAAAUCUGUUUAUCUUUUAAAGGAUCCAACUUUGGACCUAAACGAAAGGAUAUCAUUUUGUUUAUCACAUAAAUUUUAUCUCUUUCCAGUUUCUUAAUUUUAAUAUUUAAGGUAACAUAUCAAAUACUUAAAUUGUUCCAGAAAGUGCCAAAGUUUUAUUAAAAUAUAAGCUCUAUCGAAGUCAUUAAUAAAAAUCCAGGUACUUUAUAAAAAAAUUAUAGAUAGGUUGAGAGGCACCCUUUGAGAAAUAACCGCUAUUCGCACAUAUUCUCCUUCAAAAAAAAAGACCAGUCAAACCCUUUAGACAAAUAUUAAGUUAAACUUUCAAAGUUGUCUCUUUAAAAUAAUUUGGAAUAUAUCAUCGAUUUAGCUUUUUCAUUUUUUAAUGCCAGCUCCGAUAUGACCUUAAAUAAAGGUACGCAGUAAAUGAAAAAAUAUAAUUUAAAGUUGUGCCUUAUCAAAAUCCUAUAAAUAAAUUUUGAAGGUAACGUUUUAAUGUUUUCUCAAAAGUGUAGUUUAAAAAUGCCAGAGGCAUAACCUUUUUAAAUCCUAAAAUUGAGGCUUUGCCACAAAAUUAAAUGAAAAACGCAAUGUUACUUUCAUUUAAAAAAAAAGAUGUGCUAAGUUAUAUAAUUAAAUGUAUAUUGAAAACAUGUCUAUUGACUCCCACAUGAUUAUUAAUUUUACAUCUUUUUUGGCAAAAACGAAAACCUGUAAAUUUGAACACUUGAAAGACAUUUUCUCUACAACCGCUUGUAAACUUUAAUUGCAAUCAAUUUUAUUUAAAGCUUGGGAAAUUUUAAAAAAAUAAUUUAGAUUAAAUUUAAUAACCUGCUCGAAACAUGUUUAAAAACUACUUAUCUAAUUAUUUGUAACUUUUGUAAAAAUUGUUUUUUAUUCCAUUAAUAUGUGUUGGAGACGUAUGGAUUCUUGUCAAAUAAAUACCCUAAAAGCACCUUCCAAUAUUAAUCCAUCCAUCCAUCCAUCCAUGUGGCGCUACAGCCCUUGUUGGGCUUUGGCAUGCCUCACUACGUCCUUCCUCUCAGAACUAUCUAAUGCUUUUCUUUUCGAAGUUUGGAUGUCCAGUUGCUGUUGAUCUUUUUCCACAUCAUCCACCCAUCUAAGCGUAGGUCUGCCUUUGAGCCUUUUUCCUCUGGGAUAUUGGUGAUGCACCCUCUCCGUUCAUCUGUUAAUGGAAUUCUCUCUAGGUGUCCUGUCCAGCGUAGCCUGCCCACUUUUUUUUUCUUCUAAUAUCGUGAGAUCCAGAUAUAGACUGCACAAGUCAUGGUUGGUUCGUAUUCUUAACCGAUAUUUAUCCUUUGUUGGUCCCUAUAUUUUCCUGAGAACUUUCCUCUCCCAUGUGCUUAAUAGGUUUUCUGCCGUUUUUGUUAGGGUCCAAAUUUCACUUGCAUAUGUUACAGCUGAUCUGAUUACAGUUUUAUAAAUAGUUUUCUUUGUUUCUCUUGUAAUGUUUUUACUUUUGAGUAUUUUCUGACUAAUGAAGUAUGCCCUGUUUCCAUCUGAUAUUCUUUGUUUUAUUUCUGAUAGCAAUUCAUUUCUUUCAUUUAAUAAAAAUCCUCGGUCUUUUAAUUGAUUUACAUUUUUGAAAUUCUGGUUUCUAAUUUUAAUUGCUUCCUCUGUUUGUUCUUCUCUUAUCAUCGUCAUGUAUUUUUUUUUUUUUAACUUCCAGCCAUGCUUGUAGUGAUGCGUCUUCUUAUUCAAUAAAGAUUUUUAUUAGUCCUUAAUAAUUUUCACUAGCAGUGCUAUGUGAUCAGCAUAUGUAAGAUACUGAAGUUUUUGGUUGUAGAGUGUGACCAUUGGUUGUUGGUCUUGAGUUUCCCUCAGAAAGUAUCCUUUUAUCGUUCCUCAGGUUUCAUUGUGUAUAUUUCUCAUAACUCUGUCUAAUGUUAGGUUAAAGAGCAUACAAGACGGUGAGUCUACCAUUCUUAGACCUCGUAUAAUCUGAAAUUCCCUUGAAUAUUCUCCUUGAUCCUUGAUUUUGCUUUUUGAAGUGUUUAGUGUUACAUGUAUUAGUCUUGUUAGUUUUUUGGGUAUGCAUAACUCCUGCAGAGUCUAAGAUAUAUUUUUUUUUCUUUUGAUGCUGCCAUAGGCCAUUUUAUAGUCCACAUAGAGUUUGUGAACUGGGAUAUUAUAUUCAUAAAAUUACUCUAAUAGGCAUAUGAUUGUAAAAAUCUGAUCAGACGCUGAUGUGUUUUGUCUGAAUCCACAUUGUUAAUCACCUAGUAUUUCUUCAGUGUAAGGUUGUAGUCUUUGGGCAAUAAUAAUCUUCAGUAUUUUGUAUGUAACAUUUAAUAAGAAGAUUCCUCCGUAAAUUGUACACUUCAUUUUGGAGCCUUUCUUGUGUUUUUGGGGUUAUUGAUGCUGUUUCCCAUUUUUUGGAAUUUUCUCUUCUUGCCAAAUUUUAGUGAUAAGUUUAUGUAUCCGAGUGUGUAGUUCUUUUCAUCUAUAUUUAUUCAGUUCUGCUGUGAUGAGGUCUUCUCCAGGGGCUUUGUGAUUUUUUCAUAUAAUUAAUUACCUCUUUGGAUUCUUCUAGAGUUGGGCAUAGUAAAAAAGGGUCUGGUCCUCUCGUUUGGGGUUGAUAAUUUUCUUCUUGUCUAUUGUCUGCAUUCAGUAUGUCCUCAAAAUAUUCAGCCCACCUUUCCAGUACUUUACUAUUUUUCGUACUUAAUUCUUCAUUGCUGCUCUCACACAUUUUCGAUAUGGCUUGGUAGCCAUUCUUUUCAUCUUUUAUCCUUCUGAACAUUACUCAUAAUGCCCUCUCUUGAUAAGUAUUCUAUUUAUUUUAGUUUAGCUUUUUCCCAUUCCCCAUUUUUUUUUCUUCCUACACACUUUUAUAGCUUUUUUUCUGGCUUCCUUGUAUGUUUGUGUUGUCUCUCUGGUUUCCCUUUGUAACAUGAUCAUUCGUACUGUGUUUUGUGUCUUCCACAGUCUCUCUGCAUUCAUUAUCAAACCAGCUUACUCUGUCCUUGAUUUUCUGGAAUCCUACUACUUUUCCUGCUGAUCUUUUUAUGGCAUUUUUUAACCUAUCCCACUGCUUAUUUAUGUUCUUUCUUUGUAUUCUUCCUCCUGUGAUGCUUCUAAUUGUGCUUCUGCUUCAUUCUGGUAAGCUUUUGCAGUUAGUGUGUCUUUAGUGAGCUUUUGGUAAUCAUAAUGUUUCUCUCUUUGAUUACGAGCAUCGUGAAUUAUGCUUAUUCGCUAAUUAUAUUUCACUCUGACAAGUAGAUGGUCCGAGUCUGCAUCUGCUCCCGGAAGGCUUCUCACAUCUAAUAUAUCUGAUCCAUAGCUCCAAUCUGUUAGAGAAUGUUCAAUUUGGUUGUGGGGGUGACUCCAUCUGAUGAGUUCCACGUAGCAUUUUGUAUAUUUUUGUGCAGAAAACUUGGUGCUGCUAACUGACAUCCCCUUUCCUACAGCAAAGUCUAUGAGUCGGAUUCCAUUGUCAUUGGAUUCUUCAUGCAGACUCUCCUUGCCAAUAGUUGGCAUGAGCACCUUUUCUUUUCAUAUUUUGGCAUUGAAGUCUCCAGCCACUGUUUUAAGUUGUGGUGUCUCUUCGUAGAUCUUUUCCAGCGUCUCAUAAAAAUGAUUCUUCAUCAUGAUCUUCCGUAUCUUCUUUGAGAGCAUGUACAUUUAUACAUGUUAUAUUGAACAUUUUUUCUGGUUUGAAGCCAAUGAAUGCACUUACUAUUUCUUUUUUCACAGAGAAUCCUGUUCCGAGUGUGUUUGUUUUUUUAACACUAAAACAUAUGGUGUAUUCUUUUGUUUUGAGGAUGUCUGAAUGUUUCCAUCGAAUUUCUUUCAGUGCAGCAAUAGCUAUUUUAAAUUUGACUGGUUGAUUUGCAAUGUUGGCUAAGGCUCUUGCAAUGAACAGGCUUAGUAUUUCCAAGACGCAAUCCAAAAAUCAUGUCCAUAUCCAGGCAUAUAUCGAUUUCCAUUGGUAUAAGUCCGGAUUUUAUUCUGUUUAUUGACUUUUGUAACGUUAUUUUUUUUACAUGGGCUUGUUGUUAACCCUGCGAACAACUGUCAUAAGGAUUGCCCCUUACAGAUCUCUGGGUAGCUGCCUUAGUAUUUGGGUAAGGUUCCCCAGCCUUUGUGGAUCCCUCCACUUCCUAAAAAGCAGUAUGUUCUGAGUUUGGUCCGCCCCAGGUUUUUUAUUUCCCUGGUACCCUCGAUAUCUGAUGGGCUUUCCCUUAUCCACCCCCUGGUAAGGCUCUCGAUGGGACAUCAGUAUCUGCGCACGUGGAAUAUAAAUCCAAUAAUUUUAAAUAUCAUGUUUAUAAUUAAUACACAUUAUUUGAUUUAAAAUUUAAAUUUAUUGUAAUUUUUUCAGUUAUAUUAUAUUUGGUGAAUCAAUAAGUCAAACAGAUAUAAUGCAACAAUGAAUAUUUCAUCAAAAAGGAUAGCAUGCGGGAAACAUGAAAUUAAAAUAUUGGAAAUUUGUUGAUGUCAUAAAAUGCAAGCUGUUUAAAGAAAAAUCAUAUCGCAGCCCAGUCUGUAGUAUCCUACGAUAAACGAACAAUAGCAUUCUUUUUUCUUCAUUUAAACGAUUGUUAAAGAAAACGUUUGGUCAACACAUGCUAUGAACAAUUUAAAUUGUCAUAAUAUCCUUGAUGUCAAGCUAAUUUUUAGUGAACACAACUGUAACAUUAUUCGCAGAUAUACAGAUCUAUACAUACAAUAAUCAUUAACAUCAUUUUAUUAUGUUACUACAGAUGCCUGAAGAAAAGUAUACCUUUUUGUUGGUUGGAAAAACUGGAGCUGGAAAAAGUGCAUUGGGAAAUACUAUAGUAGGAUAUGACGCAUUUCAAAGUUCCGAUUCAAGUAUUUCGGUUACUUCUGUUGUUGAAUUCAAAAGAAUACAAAAGAAUGGCUUCGAUAUAACCGUUGCAGACACGCCUGGCUUUAUGGACACAGAACUUAACGUCGAUGAAGCUAAAUUAAAGGCAUGUGAGGACAUGGAAAAGACAAUGUGUUUAUGCCCAACAGAUGGAAAAGUUGCUGUUAUUCUUGUUAUUAAAUAUGGAGAACGAUUUACUUUAGAAAGCAUGACAUCUCUACAUAUUCUAGAAAGUAUUUUUGGUAAAGAAAACCUUUGGAAGUCGUGUAUUAUUGCAAUGACAUUUGGAGAAUGUUAUGAUCUUCAAUAUAAAAAGCAAAAUAAAGAUAUUAAGGACUAUGUCAGGGAGCAGAAAGGUCCUCUGGGUGAGAUACUUGAAAAGUGUAACUAUAAAUGUGCAUUAUUUCAUAACUUGUCAGAUGAUCUAAAGAAAGAUGAUUUUACAAUUUUGAUGCAAUACGUUCAAGAGCUCGACCAAGGAUAUACUCUUAGUAAAUUUAAAGAAGCAAAGAAACAUCAAAAUCGCCUUGCGCUUGAGGCCAAAUUGCCACGUUUAAAAGAACAUUUUCAAGAGGAGAUCAAAAAGUUGAAAGAAAGAAUAAAAUACCUAACAAUAAGUUGCGAAUCAUCAGAAGAGUUGGAGAAGAUUGGUGGCAUCAUUACUAUUAAUUUAGACGAAGUUUCUAAGACAGAUUCACCUGACGAAAUUGCUUACAGAGAAGGAGAAAAACCAUUAUUAGAAGAUAUACGAACUUCUUUUAGUACAUUACAUAAGAAAAUAAUGAACAGAAAAGAUAAAGUUCAGGAGCUGAAGAUCGCUCAUGAAUUUAUUACUCAAAUGGAAAAUAUUAAGAAAGAAAUUAAUGAUGAUGGCCCAAAGAAUAAAAAGAUUAACAGAAAAGUUAAUUUUUUUCAAGAAAAACUAGAAGGUAUUUCUUCAAACAUAAAAAAAGUGAAUUUUAGCAAAGACUUGUCUGAUAACAUUCAAAAAACAUUAAAUGAAACCCAAAACGAACUAGAUGAAUUAAAGUCAAAUGCUCAACAAAAAAAGCAAUCUAAAUAUAUUUGGCAAUUGCAAGACAUAUUGAAUACGAUCAAAAUGCUUAACUAUGAUGAUACAUGCAACUCUGAAAAUGUUUAUUUUCAAUUAAAUAAUCCCUUUCAAAAUUUAAAAUCUAAAAUUGAAAAAAAUCGUAAGCAAAUGAAUCCUCAGUGCUAUACAAAUAUCACGGACCUCAUGAUGACAGUUGAACAAGAAAUUAAAGCCAAAUUGGAGGAUGUCGCGCAGUUUGAAAAAAGAGAAAAGCUGGAGAGAAAAAUUUCAAAUCUUAGAGAAACAAUUCAGAAUACCAAACCGGACGAAAAAGACAUAAAUAAAUCCAUUGCAGACUUUGAAGAAAAAUUAAAGGAGAUAAGCUCAGAGAUAACAUCCAAGAGUUUAAGAAAAGACUGUGAAGACAGAUUACGCUUAUUAAUACAUGAAGCACAAGAACGACUAGACAGUCUCAAAACAAAUUUACAAGAAAUAAAACAAAGUGACAUAAUUGCUACAUUAAAGAAUAUCAAUAAAGAAAUAAAAGGAGUUGGUUAUCGUGACGAUAACGCCUUAGACAUGUUAAAAGAAAUAAAAAGUGAGAUGUUAGACACCCUGUCAAAGUUUAAGAAGGAGGAACCUUAUUUGAGCAAAUCAUUUUUAGAUGAAUUCAAAACCUCAUUUAGUCAACUUCAACAAGACAUCAAAACAAAAGAAGAAACGAUACUAGAAUGGAUUAAAACGGUUAAAUUACAGGAGGAAAUUAAGGGUUUUCAACAAAAAAUAAUCUGUACCGACCAUGACAAUGAAGAUGCAUUAAGAAAAAAAAUAAAUUUUGAAAAAAAAUUUGAACAGAUAAAAACCAAAGUUAACGAAGUGAUUUUAAGAGAUAAGUUUAUGUUACAUAUUAAAUUGAAUUUAAAAGAAACACAGAAGGAACUAAAUAAUUUGAAAAAUAAAAUAGCACACAAAAUAGAAGCUGAAAUAAGCUUAGAAUUGCAUAACAUAAACUCAAUAUUGCAUGAAACCGACUGUUCAAAUGAAAACUGUGGUGCAAUUCUGUCUAAAGUUGUCGGACAGAUCGAGGAUCUGAAGUGCAAAUUAAAAGAAAAUAAAAACAACAUUAAGGACGGAUUCAUAAUUUCAAUGGAAAAGUCAUUAAAGGAAUAUGAAGAAACUGUUAAAUGUAAACAACAAGCUACAGAAACGUGGGUGAAAAAGAAGAAAUUUGAAAACGCUAUAUCUAAAAUUACUCAGAAAAUUCAAGCAACAAACGAAAAUUUAAAAGAAGCUUAUUCAGAGUUGUGUAAUUUUCAAAACGACAUUGAUGAGACAUUUUUAAAAGCUGCUGACGAGAAUCUGGGAACAGACGUAGAAAUCUUUCUGAACUUAAGCAAAAUUAAAGUUGAAAAAGAACUUCGGGAUAAAAAAAAAUGUGUACACCAAUUCAAAUUCAAACAAAUAGAUGAAAAAAUAAAGCUUAUCAAUGAUAAAUUAGACUUGGUCAACCAAAAUGAUUCAGAUUUCUUUAAAAAAAUACAACAUAUUGAAAGAGAUACCUAUACAGUCAAAAUUGAAUUAGAGUUAGAAAAACCUAUAAUAGGUGAAUCUAUGAGUGUCGCACUUGAAUUAUCUUUGAAUAAGGUUCAAGACACUAUAAAAGUUAAAAAAGAAGAGCGAUUACAAAAGGAAAAUGAGAAUGAUAUAUUAACGCCCCUAAAUGUGGUAAAAACAAACAUCUUGCAAACAGAUUUUAAAUGUCAAGACAUCUUUGAUAAAAUUUCGGCCUUUAAAAAAGAUAUAAAUGAAAUUGAGUUAUUAAUGCUAAAUCGGCAAUUCAAUGAAGUGGAUAAAAAAAGAUUUUCUACAACAACAAAAUACUGUCUAAAUUAUCUAGAUGAACUAAAAGAAAAGGCAUUCUCUCUUUUAGAAGAAAAUAUUUCCAACAUUUCAACUACUAUAAGCUUUGCUAAUCCCGAUGAUCAAGACAUUAAAGAAAAAUUGCAAGAUAUGUGUAAGAGAUUAGAAAUGUUAAAGUCGAGAAAUGUAGAGUUCAUUGCCGACCGGAUAGGACAAUGUGAAACUGAUUUACAAGCACUACAAAAGCGUACUAAGUUAUUUCAAAUCUAUGCCCGGCAUUAUGAACUUUUAGUUACACAGGUAGACGAGUUAGAUAUACCAUGCAAAGUUCAUCAUUACGAAAGCCUGCUUGAAAAUACAAACAGUUUGUUGACGAGAGUAAAAUCAGAUAUUAAAGACGAGACGGACUGUAAGAAACUUUCUGAAAAGUUGCUCACAUUAUUAGAAGUUAUUAAGAAGUUAAACAAAUGUAAUAACUGGGGAAUCGCAGGGGAAGUUCUCGUGGCUUUACCAGUUGUUGGAUAUUUUGUUAAAAAAUCAAUAGUAUCUGGUAAUGUUGUGGAAGAAAAAAAGCAAAAGGCUAUUUUAGACAAAGAAGUUAAAACAUUAAUUUAAAAUCAUUUUAAUUGAAGACCAUGUAAUUUUAAUAUUAUUUUUAAAGCACAUUUUUGGAAAUCAGUAAAUUACAAUCUUGUACUUAUUUUAAAAAUGAAGUUUCUUAUUACAAUUUUCGC
Lymnaea stagnalis (great pond snail) is the source of this 30513-nucleotide messenger RNA. NCBI's taxonomy places the organism in Eukaryota, Metazoa, Mollusca, Gastropoda, Lymnaeidae. The record is from the annotation of a GenBank genome assembly.